UAAUCGAAAUGGCGGCUAAUUAAAGUUAAAGAUAAUAUGAGUUGUAAUGGAGAAAUUUGUCUGUCUUGAGUAUAUAAUGAGUUGGAAAAUACGAUAGAAUUUGAGUCAAGCCAUAAGCUAUGGAGGGAACUGUGGCAGGAGUACGAAUUGUCCCCCCUGUGGUGGAAUUUUUCGAUGCUGAGUCGGACGUUGUUCACCAGAUGACACUGACAGUUCAAAACUUGAGCAAGACAUCGAAGAGCCUCCGAUUUCACGGGCCUGCGUCAAAUAGUUUCAGAUUAAAAGUAAGGAAUCCAGACCAUGCCAUUGCACCAGGGCUAGAAGUAUCAGCUUUGGUUGAAUACUACACUACUAAAGGUGAAGAUGCACAGGACAGAGUUAUACUAGUGGUUGAUAAUGAUGUUGUGGAGAUUCCUCUUGUUGCAUAUACACCUGGUCCACAGCUGGAACUGAGUGGUCCAGCAGAUUUUGGUGUGACAGUAGCUGAUGGUAAAGUCUUAAUGCGUGAAAUUUAUAUAACAAAUGAGGGAUCAUUGACAGGAGAGUUUAAAAUAAGGUACAGUGGCAACCAGCCAAUCACAAUUAUGCCAUCAGGUGGCAUUAUUAAGUCAGGAGCAAGACAGUUUGUCAAGGUUGAAUUUAUAAGCAAGACUCCAGGGGAGCUAAAUGAAGACGCACAAGUCAAACUGGAAGGCCAAUCUCCAACAACUCUUCAAAUCAUUGGGAAUGUAGUGGAGCGGUCUCUGGAGUUGUUGACUUUGGAUACAGAAGAAAAAAUUGAAACAAUAAACUUUGGCUCAACAUAUUAUGGGACUGACCAGACUCAGUCAUUUCUUAUUUAUAACAAUGGGCCAGAUGUUGCUAAUUUUGUUGUUAUAUUGGAAGAGGGUGGAGAGGGACAGGAACUGGGGGUGGACUUGACCAAGAGUGCUACAGCAAUGUUACUUUCUCAAACAAGUGCUCAAGAACUGGGAAAUGCUAAUGACUUGACAACACUGGUGACUGCCUUACCGAGCCAGGGGAUCCUUUAUCCACAAGAAAAAAGAGAGAUUCACUUCAGAUUUAGUCCAAGAUACACAAAAUCCAGGGAAGGAUGGAAGGCUAGUGAUCAACCUCCCCCAAGGAAAGAUUACACUCUUUUUAUGCAUAUAGAGACUGUUGGCAGUGUUUCUGGAGGUGGUAGUGGCAAUGGAGGAUCUAGAGUUGAAGUUGCUGUCUUAGGAACAGCUUUGCCUGUGCUGCUCUCUAUCUCACCCAGUCCUGUGUUCAAGUUUGGAGAAUGUUCAGUUGGUGAACAAGUUGAUGCACUGUGCACUGUAAACAAUGAAUCAGCCAGCUUGCCAUUGAUAUUUUCCCUACACUCAACAGCACACUUCCAUUCUUCACCAUCACAAGCUCAUAUUAAUCCAGGAAAGUCGUUAGAUGUGCUGUUAACUUUCAGGCCCAAUCAGAUGGGAUCAUUUAAGCCAGUUGUUCCUCUGGAGGUUUUAGGAGGCACUGUUGAGCAGUUUUCAUUUGAUGGGGAUCCUACUGUAGUGAGGCUGGUACCAAUAUAUACCACUCCAAUCACUCUUCAUGGUACUGGAACCAGGACAACCAAUAAACUCAAAACACAACCAGCACCUGGAGUUCCACAGAUUGCCCAUCCAAAUGAUCGUGCAACCAGUGUCCGGCCAGCAAAGAGAAAUGAAAAUGUCAAAACAUUAUUCACAGGUAUUGAGAGGUAUACCUAUGUAGACCCUGAUUAUGCCUUCACUGAGGAGGAAGAACAACUCAGAUUGCAACAUAAGCAACAAUAUUUGGACUAUAUUAAAUCUUUGAGGAAAAGUAGACGAGCUGACAGUAAGAGAAGUGACUUUCAUCAGUUAAAUAAUGACACUGAUUUAGGAAUGAAAAGCGUCAUAGGAUUAAAACCUCCCAAGAUCUCAGCAAAAGAGCUUACAUCCCCAGUCAAAGCUCUUUCUCCAGUUAGUGAUGAAGUGAAGUUAUUGAGUUCCAUGGCACUUGCAGAUGAAAAGUCAAAGACCCUUUCAAAAAAAUUGAGUGAUGGCUUGAAUGCUGUGCCAAUGACAGAAAGGGAGAAGCAUGACUGCUCCUCAGUACUUUCUCCACAGGAAUUAAAACUUGUAGAUAUUGGUCCUUCUCUGAUGGACUUUGGACAAGUCUGUCUACGUUCUGCUAGCAGUAAAGAUCUUAUGAUUGUUAACAACUUGAAUAGUUUCAUUCAUGUUGUUGUUGAGAUUGACUGUCGUGAACUUCGUCAAACAUCUCCAUUGUCACAAGUAAUUCCCCCAAACUCAGUUGCAAAGCUGGCAAUGAUGUUUGAAUCAAAUGUAAGGGGUAGGUUUGAAAGGAGCAUUAAUUAUAGCAUUAAUGGCUAUCACCGUCAGCACAUUGUUGUCUUGGCAGAAGUUGUUUCAGUAGCUUUGGAACUGUCAGGUGAUAAAGUUCUGCUUAGACCCUGUCCAGGCUUAUUGGCUGAUUCAGGUCUUAGAGGUUCCAUCACAUUGAUAAAUAAAAGAAACUACCCAGCUGAAUUUUCUUGGUCCCCUGUUGUAAAUGAAAGGGGCACAGCAUUCUCCAUAAGACCAUCAAUAGGCACUGUUGAUGCAUUUACUAGCCUGGAAUGUGAGGUUGUCUAUCAACCAACAUUUUCUGCUCCUGAGGAAACAGAUUUCCUCGUUCAUGUGACUGGAGGAAGUGAUUUGAAGCUGACCUGUGUAGCUAAGCUUAGCUCUACUCACUGCACAUUUGUGGAAAGAAGGCUUUUGUUUGGCUCAGUGCCACUUCAUUUAACAACAGUGAAGUCUGUGUCACUUCAAAACACAAGUCAGAACCAUGCUUACUUUGAGGUGAUUGACACUUGUCCUAUCCCAGGCAUGAUUAUCUCCCCAAAGGAAGGAGUUGUUCCAGUUGGGGGAACAGCAGAACUCCAGGUGGAGUUUACCCCUAAUAGUAUCCACAAGUUUGAUACUCACAUUCAGGUGAAUGUGCGAGGCUGGAAGACCAUCUCACUUAGGGUGGGAGGCACCAUAGAACCUCCUUGUGUGGACAUCGAUGUGAAUUUAUUUCAGUUUGGUGGAGUCCACUGUGGUGCAUUGGCAACUAUUAAAUUUCUCUUGACCAACAAGACUCGCACUCAAGCCAACAUGGUAUUUGACCUGAGCAGAUACCUGGACUUUUCACUCAAGUUUCUGGACAAUGAUAUUGAGGAUGAUCCAGUGGAUGAUGGCAAUGGUGUUUACUAUGUCUCAUUAAAAAGUCAAAAAGUCUUGGAAUGUGCUCUAGAAUUCCAACCUUCGGAGGUUGCAUCUUAUGAUUUUAUUAUCCCUGUCAGCAUCAAUCACACUGUAGCUCCCACCCCAGCACCUUCAACCUUUCCCCCAACACCUGCUCCCUCACACAUGAACUGGACCAUAUCUGAGCUCAUAACCCCAGUACCAUCCCUAGCUGGCGUGGCCACUCCCAGUCGACGCAUAGUGGCAACAGCUCUGCGUCCCCCACUACAGAUUUCACACUCUGUUUUGGAGUUCCAUCUUCCAUCUGGUUACUUUGAACUUGGCAUUGAAUCUGGGGCAGGACGUGCUCAGGGCUGUUUGUUUGUAAACAACAGUGACAAACCCCUGUCUUGGACUUUACACACUAAAGCUGCAGGACCCUUAUUGGAGGAUGGAAUCUUUAAAUUUCUUCAUAGAACAGGGUCACCGUUUACACCAUCCUCAGCAGGGAAGAAAAGUGUUAUUCCUGAUAUUACCUUGGAAAGUGGAGAGACAUUUCAGUUGGGAGUUCUGUUCACUCCACAAAGCCCAGGGUUAUUUGUGGCACAUGUUCCCGUAAUAUUAAAUGGCAAUAGAGAAAUGCCGUAUCGGACAUUGACCCUCAGAGGAGAACUGCUGGCUCCAAGCCUCACUUUUGAUCCUGACAGUAUUCGGCUAAUGCCUGUUCCUCUUUGUACCAAAGUGUCAGUGAACUUCAACAUUACUGCAAGGGGAUACAGAAGAGCUUCAGUGUUAGACUGUGAAAUCCCACAAGUAGAAUUAGAGGAUGGCAGCUUGCAAUCGGUGCUGGAAAUAACAUUUCCUGGUGGACAGUCAAUUCAGCCCUGUUGUACUAACGAUGACAACACACAACCUUGCGUGAUUCCUUGUACUGUAACAUUCCAGUCCCCCAGCCCUGUUACUUGCAACACAGCUAUCGUCUUCACAGAUGGAAAGGAAAAGUAUGAGCUGCCUGUGACUGCCACUGCUGAUAACUGUUUGUUCUCCUGUUAUCCCUUCCUGGCUGCUCAUCAAACUGAUUUUCAUAUCGUCUGUGAACAAAAGGCAAUAUCCAUUAAAAAUAAACAAACAGACACCCAAGACUUCCCACCUGGGGAACCUGUGUUCAUGCCGUGCAUAACCCCCAACCGUCCCCCCACAGUAGCCUCAACAAGUGCAACAAGCACUAGCUUUGGUAUUAGCACGUCAACAUAUCCCGAGUCAAGUAAUGAAGCCACGUCAUCAACCUACCCGUCAACGCCACAUCACGGGGAAUCCCAACCAGGGGGCCCUGUUCGGGGGCCGUCUGACGGGUCUGAAACAAAUGGGACCUUUGUCUUGGGGCCUGGAGUUGAGAGUGAUGAGAGAAAGUUCAUGAGGAAAGUUGUUGGUGCAGUGCAGAGAUACUUCUCUGGACAGGGCUGGUCUGGUGGGCCCUACCCAAUAUCGAUACCUCAGACUCUGCGAUCGGCCCUCCAGGACACAAGUGAUCCUCAAGUUGGUGGCACUGGGGCUGCAAGGACUUCAAACUGGGAUAAUAAUUCCAAAAUAGAGCUGAGAUCAGCAUUUGAUCUGAUCAGUCAUAUGUGUGGUCGUCCUGUCCCAGGAAUACCAUUGGCAUCUACUCUUCCAACUUGUCCAAUUGAUCGUGUGCGACAGGUUCACUGGAUGUACAGCACACUUCUUACGUUUUUGAGGACUCAGGGUGCAAUGGUGUCUCAUGUUAAACCAGAAGACUUGUUAGAUACCGCUGACUAUAUCCGCUGGCACAAAAUCCAUGGAAAACUCAAAGGAAUGGAUAAAGAAGAUUCCAGCAAGGAAAGAGGGAUAAGCAAGUUGGAAGUAGCACAGUUUGAGACUAGCUCUACCCAGGCAUGGACUCAUAUCCUGCUACAACUCGUUAAGGUUUUAAUACUGAGCCGUAUCACCCCGCAUCAGUUCAAGAAGCUUCAGUUUCCAAACAAGAAUAUUCCACUGCCUGAAGUGAAUCCCGAUCCACUGACUAGCAAUGUUUAUAGUGUGGGAGAGCGGAUCUUGUUAGCGUGGAUCAACCAUCAUUAUAAUGUCCAGAGAAACAUCAGUUGGCCUGCUGCUAUUGGUGGAUCCAGUCCUCCGUGCCGGUGGAUUGUGAACUUCGAUGUCGAUUUCAUGGAUGGACUGGUUUUGGCAACUCUUGUGAGCGCUCAUGUGCCGUUUGCGAUUUCAACCCAUCUUCAUUCCAUGUACACUCGGCCCAGCAAGGCUGAACAGUGCCUGCAUAAUGUGAUCAAGGCUGUUGAGGCUCUCAGGCACGUUGGUUUGGACUAUGAUAUUCAGCCAACAGACCUAACGGAGCCGAACCCUAUCGCAGUUGUCCUGCUGUGCAUUCAUCUGUACCAGCGCUUACCUCAUUACUUGCCACGCGCCACGGUCACCUUUGAAGGAUCACUGCAUAAUACAGUAACAAAACAUGUUCGACUUCAAAAUCCUAGCACCAAACCCCUCGUGUAUCAAGCUCUUUUGGCGGGGAAGGACGCGGCGGACUUUUGGUUACCAAUGGGAGACACAAUUCAGGUGUCACCUAAAGGCCAGCUACAGAUGCCAGUUGAGUUCAAGAGCCGUUUUCUCAGACCGUGUAAUGCAACUCUGGUUCUAGUUGGAAAACGUGAAGGAAGUCCAUGUGGUAAUACAUUGGUGUUUACUUUGAACACCUGUAUCAACAACAUUUUGCCUGUGGCGACAAUCACAAGUGAGUCACCAUGUUACCAAAUUCAGAAGGUAAACUUUGACAUCACCAACCCAUUUCCGUCGACCGGAGAGUUUCGUAUUGUACUGGUAGAAGCUCGGAAUUCGUUCCUAGGAACAUCACCGCCCAAAGUGAAGGCCUCAAAAUCCAGCAAGAGUUUAAAGAAGGUUGGGUCAAGGACUGAUCACGGGCAAAUGAACAAAUCACCAAGAAGAGAAUUUGCUCCCAAAAUAGAACAACAUAAGAUGGAGACAGUCACAGCUCCUUCAUCACCUCCUACACUAAGUGCUUUUUGGUCACCCAUCAAAAACAUUUACCUUGAGGCUAACAGCAGCGCCACAGCAGAAAUUCACUUCUUACCUUUUGAUGUUGGCUUCAGGCAGUGCUCAAUCCUCUUUAUUAAUGAGAAGAUUGGCGAGUUUCUCUACUGCAUUGAGGCGACUGCCACCCCUCCACUGCCUUCCCCCAUGCCAGUGGUCGCCUCCCCGCACAGUGUCCGGAUCAGCAGCGCUGCAGCAGCUAGGGCUGGUAGGGGGGCAUUCGGUGGGGACGAGAGGGUGGUGUACUGGAAAUGUGAUAAUGACGAGUCUUUUACAGAGGACUUGUACAUUCCACUUGUUAAUGAGGCGAGAGAAAAUGCUUUAGCAAUUACCGCUCAGCAGCGCAUGUCAGAACGGGAGUUCCAGCGCCGAAUGAUGACAGGUACCUUGACCAGCUGUUCUGUCACCGCAAGUGUGGCUGCGCUGGGCCUGGGAGGCUUCAAAUUCAUGCAUCCUGGGGAUCCUAAAAUGAAGAGAGCGCUUGAAAGAGAGGUCACUGAGUUCCACACAGAGGUGAGCUCCAAGUAUUUCCAGGCUCCCUCCAAGGUUAUCAUACCGGCGAGUAUCGACAAAAAGAGUGGUAAGAAUACAGUCCCAUUGCCAGUGACUUUCCAACCCAGUGGACCUGGGCACUACCCUUGUCGAAUUGUUCUUAAAUCAGCGCAUGAUAUGAGAGUAUAUCAGCUGGAAUGUACAGUGACUUCCGCGGGCUCAGCUCUUGAGUUGGAGUUCACAUCACCAACACAUCAAUCAGUUACUCAGGACAUACCUGUGGUGAACCAAAGUAAUCAGGACUGGCAGUUGGCAGCAAGCCUGGAGGGAGAGGGGUUCUAUGGACCCCCUUUCAUGGUAGCAAAAUCUCGGCUCACCACCAACUACCCCUUGAUGUUUAAACCCUGUUACGAAGGCCAUGUGGAGGGAAAGCUUGUGUUGACGAACACUUUAGACGGCGCAGAGCAGGUCUACAGGCUACUGGGAACAGGGCAAAAGCCGCAUCCACUGGAUCACAUCUUGAUAGAGUGUCCUGCUAAACAAAGUGCAACCUAUAGCUUGCAAGUGCCAAAUGUGACGAAAAAUAAACUUAUAUUCCAGGUCAAGACUGACCUAGAUAUUGUUAGCGGCCCAUCAGCAGUUACGGUCCUUCCAAGCAAGACCGCAGAACACGUGAUCACUGUCUCACCUUGGAAACGAGGCACAUUCAAGGGAAUCGUUUCCUUUAUAUCAUCCGGAAAGUAUUCUGGCAGCCUUGAUACUGCAAGAGUUGAAGAUGACGAGAAACAGGACGGCUUUAUGGAUUACAGGAAGGCUCCUAACGAUGACGUUGAGGAACUCUUAUCACAGGAGCUUAUGGAUGAUCCUAAACUUCGACCCUACCGCUUGUGGUACACUGUAGAAGUUCAAGCCUCGAGACCGCAGCCUGAGAGAACCCUAGAAGUGACAUGCGCAGCACAUUCAGCAGUUGCAGUUGAAAUAGCAGUAACUAACCCAACCCGAGAUAGAAUUGUUAUGGACGUACUUAUUGACGGCGUGGCUUUGUCUGGUGAGCCCACAAUCGUCUUGCACUCCCUACAGCAAGUCAGAUAUCAAGUGACGUUUGCCCCAACUGUGAUUGGUGAAUAUACAGGCAGUGUAAUCUUCCAACAUGAAGCAGUAGGAGAGUUUUGGUACAAUCUUAUGCUCAAGGCAACCACUCCUCAUCCUUCACAUCUUCCCCCAAUUCAUUGCGAGAUUGGCAAGUCCACUUAUCAGAUGAUUCGCCUCCUCAAUCCAACAGACGAGUCUCUUGUCCUCACACCUCACAGCUCAAACACAGCUAACUUCAAUCUGGAACUGGGUGACACAAAACAGAUCUUAUUGGCCGCAAGUGGUUUGCUUGAAGUACCAGUCAAAUUUACACCAUCGGCUAUCGGACAACUGCACUCCGCGGAGAUUUCCUUUCACUGUCCUCAGCUUGGCAGUUGGAUUUUUCUGGCCUCUGGUACUGGAAUGAUGCCAGGACCUGUGGAUCCAGUCAACAUCUACUCACAACUUGGAGGCAAUUCGUCUGUUAUUAUUCCGUUCGAAAACCCUACGGAACGUCAAGUCAUCGUAGACGUUGUAAUGAAGGAGCAGCUACCAUCACGGAGUGGCUCGUUGUUCACAAGCCUGCGUAGCGACACUCAGCCCAAAGACUCAGUAUUCUGUCUCCUGCUCAAACGAGCUAAAGGGAUAAUUCUAGAACCAGGGGCUACCCUGGAUAUACCAAUCUCCUUUGCACCAGACACCAUGCAGCUACACGAGGCUACAAUAACUGUGACCAUGCACAGAGACACUGAGGACACUUGGAAUGGGAACUAUCCAAGCGUGAUGAGCACGCGUAUGGUGAAUGAACUUCACUGGAUAAUUCCUGUCCGAGGUAUCCCAGAAUCAUAUCCUAUCAAGGAAUCCCAGGCCCCGUGUAUUGAGUGUAAGGCUCGGAGCCGAGUGGAAGAGAGACUGGAAGUAACGCUUACCGGAUUGGCCCCUAAUAACGCCACUUCAGGUUUAGGGCGUUACCCUACCAUCACUCCCAUCAAUUUGCUAGGGCGCCACCUACCUGGAGAAAUGGAAUAUGGAGUGGACUACUUGAAUGUGCCUGAGGAAUUCAGGUAUGAACUAAUUUAUGAUGAUGCAGAAUGUCAGACAUGUCUUGAACGAUCGCUGGGCGUGAGUCUCAUGAGGAAGAUCAAGAAUCAAGUGUCAGGAGUGGUCAUUCUUGUGUUUAACUUUGUAUUCUCACCAUUUAAGCCAUUCAGCCACAAGACUCAGUUAAUGAUAUCAGCAGCUUCCGGUGGGGUUUGGAGAUUUCCUCUGAGGGUACUUGCCACUGAACCGGUAGUCGACGAUACGAUUACUAUCGACUCUGUUGGACUGAACAAGGAGUCAGUUGUGGGUUUCAGAAUGACGAGUCAAAUGAGACACACCCUUCCGUUUGAAGCGUUUUUCGCUCCUAAUUCUGACCCGGAGUUCACAGUAGCCCCAACAUCCGGUGAACUAACUCCUGCAGGUACCGAAGGAACACUUAUCAAGGUUUCGUAUAAGCCCCAAAUUUACGGCAAAACGCACAUGGCCAAACUGGUAGUUCAGACCUCUGAUAUGCAGUGGACCUAUGAUGUCAUCGGUACAACUGCUGACUAUAGCCCUCCAAAUGUGCGAUCGAAAAUCGUGUCUAAUAGCGCCAACUUACGUAGGACAGUAAAGCAAAAGAAAAACUACGUACUGGACAACUUGAAGCUCCAAAGUACCGCAGUGUCAUCUCCGUACAAAGGUGUUCCACUAGUGCCUCGAUCAGCCAGAUAAAAUGCACACCAGACGGGUUUAACAAUUUAUAUUAUCAUAUGUACAUACUAUUUUCUAAUGUGACAUGCUCAUUUCCACUUGCGAAAAAUGCUCAACGUGUUGUAAGUUUGUUGGUUGUUUCUUUUCAAGUACAAUAUAUCGUUUUGUAUCUGGUUUACAGUAAACCAUCUAACACUAUAAUAAAAGCAUUUCUCAAUUGAGUA
Messenger RNA from Pocillopora damicornis (cauliflower coral), 9823 nucleotides. RefSeq names its product cilia- and flagella-associated protein 47. Gene Ontology annotation, cellular component: cilium. Gene Ontology annotation, biological process: cilium assembly. Gene Ontology annotation, molecular function: protein binding. NCBI's taxonomy places the organism in Eukaryota, Metazoa, Cnidaria, Anthozoa, Scleractinia, Pocilloporidae. The record is from RefSeq and is a predicted model, not a curated record.